GUCAAUUUAGGUUGAGUGGAGGACGUAUUCAACGUGAGGGACGCCUUGAAGUAUUGCAUAAUGGUGAAUGGGGUAGCGUGUGCAGGAAGCAAUUCACUGGUGUCACUGCAGCUUCGAUUUGCCGGCAGUUGGGCUACCCAGGCGUACAUCAAAUUUUGAAUAAACAAAAACAAACCAGAAGAGGCAUGCGGAAGAAUAUUCCAGAUAAGAUGUGGUUAGAAAACGUGGAUUGUAAGCUGAGAGAUAAAACAUUACAAGAUUGUAGCCAUAGCCCAUGGGGCGAAACGGAUUGUAAGAACUCGUAUGGUGUUGGGCUUAUGUGCUUGUCAGCUUGUCAAAAAGACGAAUUUGGAUGCGUUAGUGAUGGAAGUUGUAUCGACUCAAAAUUUGCGUGUGAUGGAUUAACAGACUGUCUUGAUGGGUCAGACGAGUUACUGUGCGAGAAACAAACAUUGAAUGUUACAUCAUUUCUGGAUUUUCGUUACCAUGACUACAACGAUGUUGGCAUCUUUCUCCAGAACCUUACAUUAACUUAUCCAAACAUAACUAGGAUGUACAGCAUCGGACAGAGCGUUGAAGGCAGGGAGCUAUAUGCUUUGGAAAUAAGCAAAAACCCCGGUAUUCAUGAACUCCUUGAGCCAGAAUUUAAAUAUGUUGCUAAUAUGCAUGGCGACGAAGCAACUGGUCGAGAGUUGAUCUUAAAAUUAGCCGAGUAUCUGUGCAAUGAGUACGAGACUGGAAAUAAUACCAUCAGAUAUCUUGUGGACAAUACCCGGAUUCAUCUACUUCCAAGCCUCAACCCCGACGGCUUCGAAAAGGCGAUCGGUUUUUACAGAGAAUAUGAUUUUGUUGUUGAUUCGUAUGGUCGUGAAAAUUCAAAUAACGUCGAUUUAAACAGAGAUUUCCCAAAGUUAAACCAAAUCAUGUAUCAAAAUGAAAUCAUUGGCGGCCAAAACCAUCACCUGGGCUACAACAAAGAUAUAUAUGAUUACGGGCCUGAGCCCGAAGUGAAGGCCUACAUAAAGUGGAUUGAGGAAUAUCCUUUUGUGUUAUCUGCUAACAUGCAUGACGGAGACUUAGUGGCUAAUUACCCCUUUGAUGCAGGAAGAUUCAAUGACGAGAGAGCAUCUUACACCAUGAGUCCCGAUGACGUUCUUUUUAAGCAUCUUGCGCUAGCCUACUCGCGUCGUCAUGCUACCAUGGCAACCAGAAAACGGGCAUGUUCAAUAUACAAUCGCAUUUUUAAAGAUGGAAUUACAAAUGGGGCACACUGGUAUAAUGUAGCCGGAGGUCUUCAAGAUUUUGAUUAUCUGCACACGAAUUGUUUUGAUAUUACUCUGGAGUUGGACUGUAUCAAGUUUUCCCCAGAAUCUGGAUUGAAGCAGGAAUGGCUUGACAACAAGGACGCCCUCAUUGCGUACAUGUAUCACAUUCAUAUUGGGAUCAAAGGAUUUGUAUUCAACCAAGAUGAGACACCCAUCAAGGGCGCUGUUGUACACGUAGGAGGACCGGGCAUCAACCAUGACGUCACAACAACAAAAGACGGUGAAUAUUGGCGUUUGUUGUUACCAGGCACAUAUACAAUAAACGUUAUGGCGGAAGGAUACAUCAGUAGUGCCCAUGUGGUGGAAGUCCGAGAAAGUGUGACGCAAUUAAACUUUGUUCUCAAUCGAGAGGGAUGGAUCAACUCGGGAACCAGCAUGGUCCGUAACAGGAUGUCCCGUACUACUCUCAACCGUUUCAUGUGGAUUCUGGCUCUUUGUAUGUGGUCGGUUUAUUCCUAGGUUUGUCAUAAAAAAAAUGUGUUUUUAUAUAAUCAAGAAUGCAAUCAUUUGUCUUAAGCAUUGUCAUUCCCAUGAGUUAUUGACGACAUAAUCAAUUUUCAGGAAGUAUUCGUCCCUCUACGUUAAAAACAUCCGGACUAUCCACCCCAUGAUUGGAUAUGCAAUACUUCAAAACACGCCCAUUGGCCUUUAAACAUGUACCGCCUUUCAUAUGACGACUUGGUCUGGGAAGGAUGCCAUUUUGAAAGGAUCUUUCGUCAAUGAAAUCUUCCUGUUGGCAUGUGAUUUGAAACGGAUUAUCAAGUACCAUCUUACAUCCCCAAUGGAUUAAAAAAUUAGUUUUUAAGGAUUCCCAUCACAUUUGGCAUUAAAAAGUUAAAGUUGCGAAUUCGGUGUUGGAGAUAAAUCAGUGAACUUAAUAUUGGUGACCAUUGCCUAUCACGAUGAUUGACUUGUGCUUAUGGUAAUUAUACUUUGCCCUACUUCAAUUAUGGACUAACACGAACACUAGGAAUAUAGAAAGACCAUCAUCAACCAUUUAAAAUAUAUUAAUAUUAUUAUAUUUAUAAUAAUAUAGUUAUAAUUAUUGUUAAUGUUAUUAUCGCUCUUUCUGUUAUUAUUGUUAUGGUUGUUUUGUUGUUACUGUGUUUAUUAUUAUUAAACUUGAUAACUAAAUUUAUAAAAUAUCCAAAGAUAGCUUUAAAAUUUAAGAGUGUAAACCUAUACAUAGUAUAUACCAAUUAUGAUUAAAUUGUGUAUAUGAUAUGAAGAUAUAACUAUAAUUUAAAUCGGUCAUCAUAGACGUCCGAUCUGUGGCAAUUGGCACAAUCCGCCCAAAUAAAUAUCCAAAUAACCUAAUGACACUCCUCUGUCAAAUCAUCUCACGAUACCAGUAAAACAGAUGCCUAUAAAAGUUUAAGUAUAAUUCAGAUUGGCGGGUCCAAUCGCCAUAAGAUUGUAAUGUUUUUAAAGGGAAAAGUACAUAUUUUUUUAUUCGGACAAAUCAAUUAAAAUAUUGAUGUUUUA
Anneissia japonica is the source of this 2810-nucleotide messenger RNA. RefSeq names its product carboxypeptidase E-like. Gene Ontology annotation, cellular component: membrane. Gene Ontology annotation, molecular function: protein binding; zinc ion binding; metallocarboxypeptidase activity. The record is from RefSeq and is a predicted model, not a curated record. NCBI's taxonomy places the organism in Eukaryota, Metazoa, Echinodermata, Crinoidea, Comatulida, Comatulidae. Gene Ontology annotation, biological process: proteolysis.